This is a messenger RNA of Camelus dromedarius (Arabian camel), 2342 nucleotides long. Its product is annotated as beclin-1-like. The record is from RefSeq and is a predicted model, not a curated record. The transcript has a single exon. Lineage: Eukaryota; Metazoa; Chordata; Mammalia; Artiodactyla; Camelidae.
AGCUGUGAUGAAAAACGGCCGAGAGAGGAGGACAGGGUGCACCAGGGGUUUCAGACCUGGACUAGAGCUGUUUCAGAGCAGCAGUGGGGGAAAAUGGAUCCACACUCACUGAGAAUAGGAAAGGGAAGGGAGAGGAGGCAUUUCGGGCAGGCGUGCUGAAGGUACUUGGGUCAGGGCGAGGUCAUUUUGGACACUGAGGCCUGUCUCAGGUUCCCUACCCAUGUCUCUGUAAGAGCAGGUACACCCCACAUGGGCAUUCCCGGGGUUGUUUUCCCCACAGGAUCCCAGCCUGCAUGGGGACGGGGUCUGUGAUUACACUGGUCAUGGCUGUGGCCAGCCCCUUGCCCAGCAUCCGCUCCUAAGUGCUGGUGGAUGUGGGUUAAGUGGUUAAGUGAAGGAUGUCAAUACAUGUAAAGCACUUAGAACACAGACAGGUGCACAAUAAAUGCUCAGUGAAUGUGAGUUACUGUUGGCUGCAGACCAGGAAGGAACUAAAGACCUGGUGAGAGCAGUUUGAGAGGCCUUGCUCAGGGCUGACCCAAGGCCACAGUGCCCCUGCAGGAGACUAGACCAGGAAGGCGACUCCAGGUCCCGAGGGAUGGAGGUGGGGUCAAAGGUGCCCGGCAGCACCGCACAGGCCAGCUUCGUGUGCCAGCGCUGCAGCCAGCCCCCAAAAGUAGACUGUGUCACCACCCAGGAGCCCACAGCUCCAUUACUUGCCCCAGCCCAGGUGAAACCAGGAGAGACCCAGAGGGAGGAGGCUAGCUCAGGAAAGGACCUGUUUGUUGAAUCCCGCCAGGACGAUGUCUCUCAGGGAUUCAUCCCCCUGGCCAGGAUGAUGUCUGCGGAAAGUGCUGACCUCUUCACCCUAUCGGGAGGCACCUGAUGCCCCACCAUGGAGAACAAUAGCUGAAGACAGAAGGUCACCAGACUUCUUGACAUCCUGUGGGGCCAGAGGAUGUGGAUCGCUGCUCUGUGCAGAAGGCACAGAUUCUCUCUCAGGCCAGCUGAUACUCAGCCUAGCAUCGCUGAAAACGAGUGUCGGAGCUGCAGAUGCUUCUUGGAGAUCUUAGAGCAAAUGAAUGAGGAUGACAGUGACCAGCUCCAGAUGGAGCUACAGGAGCUGGCCUGGGAGGAGGAGAGGCUGAUUCAGGAGCUGGAAGAAAAGAACCUCGAGGCAGUGGCUGAAAGUCGUGAGGAUGUCGAGGCCAAGGCUGAGAGACUGGAUCCGGAGGAAACUUGGUGUUGGGGAAUACAGUGAACGGACGAUGAGCUGGAGUGUAGAAAACCAGAUGCGUUAAGUUCCUGGAGAAAUGGAACGAGAUGAGUGCUCCUUGGGGCCGGUGGGCAUUGUUGCUCCGUGCCCUGGCGGGUAAGAUGGUCUGCAGUUUCAGAGGUUUCUGCUUGUUCCCAGUGGAAACCAUUUGCGUCUGGCAUCUCUGACAGACAGAUCUGAGGACCUGCGUUUGUACUGGUCUGGGGGCUGCAAUUUUUCUGGGACAACAGGUUUGACUACACAGUGGUCCUUUCAUGGGCUGUGAGCAACAAUUCAAAGAAGAGGCUGAGAAAGGCGAGGCAUCCAUUUAUGUCUUCCUUGCAGGGUAGAUGUGGAGAAAGGGAAGGUGGGAGACACGAGGCAGCGGCAGCUCCUAAACACCUAGCUUAGCUCCGAGGAACAGCGGAUAAAAGUCUCAAGUUCAGGCUGGUGAAUCUUCAGUGGGGUCUUGCUCGGGUGUCCUCAUGGUUUUCUAAUAAAUGAACUCCUGUUUUCCUUAGUGAGAUACUUGCCUUAAAGACUUACAAUUUUGGUUUGUUUGCAAAAAAAAAAAAAAGUUUUAAAUUAAAUUCCGGUGAUAGCGAACAGCACAUGUUUACAAUACCAAAAAAGAAAAAAUACACAGAGGCCACUUUAUUAUCUCCUGUGAUAGUUUCCGGAGCUACCACAGGCCUUGUAUAGGGACCAGCAUUUGUCAUAGUUUUGACUGUUAACCCCAUGUCUGCCUCGCCCUCUUUCCCUUCAGAAAAAAGAAUUUAAGUUUGCUUUAAAAAAAAAAUUCAGUUGAAUAGAGAUCAGUGUUUUCACUGGAUUUCCUCUCUCUCAACUUCCUGCACUCAAAAUACGAAAUAGAAAUUUUUGUCUCCACUGAGAUGGUUAGAUGUGUGAGCCACAUGAUUGGAAAACAUGAGAAAAUGACAUAUAAGUUUUGCCUGGUCACCAUAGGAUGUGGUCGGGAGCUUAAAAUUCAAUACAUCUCCCUUGGUUCCAAUACUGAAUGCCCACUCUGCUGUGUGUUAGAGAUAUGGAAUGGUGUUGUUAUGGAGAUAGUUAAUUAUGUGUAAUA